UUCAGAAUGAACUUAAGCCAGGGUGAAUUAGUAGACAUUACUCCUGUUUGUUAUGAUUUUUUAAAUGGAUCUUGUCCGAAGAUUGUCUAUCCUCUGUUUUUGAAAGUGCCACUUUACUUGUUUCUCAGUUCAGUGGUGAUUUUAACUGUUUUUGGAAACCUUUUUGUAAUCAUAAUAAUUAUUCAUUUUAAGCAGCUGCACAUGCCAACUAACUACCUUGUAUUGUCUUUAGCUAUAACUGAUCUGCUGCUGGGGGGGAUUCUGAUGCCUCCUAGUAUGGUACGCUCUGUAGAAACUUGCUGGUAUUUGGGUCCUUUGUUCUGUAAAAUACACAGCAGUGUUGACAUUACUUUGUGCACUGCUUCUAUUUUGAAUUUGUGUUUUAUAUCUAUUGACAGAUAUUAUGCUGUGUGUCAUCCUCUGCUGUAUCACAGUAAAAUCACCCCCUUUACAACAUUAAUCAUGAUUUUUAUCUGCUGGAGUGUCUCCACUUUAGUUGGAUUUGGAACAAUAUUUCUAGAGCUGAAUAUUCUGGGUGUUGAAGAGUUUUACUAUGAGAAUGUUGUGUGUGAAGGAGGCUGUGUGUUGUUUGAAAGUGCAGCUGCAAGCACUGCUUCCUCUUUACUUUCCUUUUAUUUACCUGGUCUUGUGAUGCUUAUCAUAUAUAUAAAGAUAUUCCGUGUUGCACAAAAGCAAGCAAAGUCUAUUCAGGACUCAAAAUGGAAAAACAAUAUAAAAUCAAUGUUAAACAAAGAGCAAAGAAAAGCCACCAAGACCUUGGCUGUGGUUUUGGGCGUGUUCCUGGCACUUUGGACACCAUUUUUUGUCUGUUUUUUUAUGAAUCCUUUUAUCAGUUACUCAGUUCCUCCAGUAUUGAUUGAAAUGUUUGCUUGGAUUGGACUUAUGAAUUCAACAUGUAACCCUAUUGUUUAUGCUUUUUUUUACACAUGGUUUCGAAAAGCAUUCAGAGUGGUUUUAUCAGGUCAAAUUUUUCAGCCAGGGUCCUCAAGAAUGAAACUGUUUUCAAACUGAAAAAAGGAACUCCAUGAUGAAAUUGUAUGAAAAAAAAAUGUUUAUGUUCAUUGUAUGCAUCUUAAAACAUUGUUACUUACACCAGUUUACUGUUAAAGCACAGAUAGAAGAACAUUACCCGAGCAAAGACUGCUGUAGAAUUUUUUUCCUGGUUAAUAUUUAAAACGUUUAUUAUAUGCUUGUAACUUUACAAUGUAUUAUGUUUUUUUUAAAUGAUGAAUAGCUCAGAAAUAAAU
Messenger RNA from Astyanax mexicanus (Mexican tetra), 1268 nucleotides. Its product is annotated as trace amine-associated receptor 1-like. NCBI's taxonomy places the organism in Eukaryota, Metazoa, Chordata, Actinopteri, Characiformes, Acestrorhamphidae. Gene Ontology annotation, molecular function: trace-amine receptor activity. The record is from RefSeq and is a predicted model, not a curated record. Bases 7 to 1032 code for a protein of 341 amino acids. Gene Ontology annotation, cellular component: membrane. Gene Ontology annotation, biological process: adenylate cyclase-activating adrenergic receptor signaling pathway. The transcript has a single exon.